GAGCAGCGGCAAGGCGGCGACUCUGCGCGUGGGCGGUGGCUCGCGAAUAGCAGCAAGGCACAGACUUCGGUGAAGGUCGAGCAUUCUGUCGUCGAAGAUGGUGCACGUCGAGCUCGACCCUGCGGACGAGUGGUCCGAGUCCGACGUCUCGGAAGAUGUCUCCGACUCCGAAGUUGGCGAUGGCCUGGACUGGCUCGACGCCGUUGAGGGCCCUGAUGGCUCAGCCCGGCCAUCCGCCGCCUUCUCGACCGUCGGAGGCGUGGCCGUGGCGCGGAGGCCGAACGCCCACGGUGGCGUGCUCUCCCGCCCUUUUCAGCCGCUCUCCAACCGCACACAGAGGCUCGCCUCCCACAUGCGGGCCACGCCCUUGGAGGAGUGGGAAGGUAGAAUGAACGUGGGGAUGUCAAAUUCGGUAACGACUGCAAUCAGGGACAGCAUAAGGGACACAGCAAUUGGCAAAACAAGGAACCAUGAGAAGGCCGAUCGUGCUACGGUGGAACAUGCCAUUGACCCAAGAACACGCAUGGUUCUGUUCAAGAUGUUGAAUGGUGGUGCUUUCAAUAAUAUAAAUGGCUGCAUUUCUACAGGAAAGGAGGCAAAUGUCUAUCAUGCAACAAAGAUAGAUGGCCAGGAGCUAGCAAUCAAAGUCUAUAAAACCUCUGUCCUUGUAUUUAAGGAUAGAGACAGAUAUAUUCAAGGAGAUUAUCGUUUUAGAUAUGGUUACUGCAAGCAUAAUCCCCGGAAAAUGGUUAAGACCUGGGCUGAAAAGGAAAUGAGAAAUCUUAAACGAGUGAGAGCAGCUAAAAUUCGAUGCCCAGAACCAUUGCUCCAGAAGCUUCAUGUAUUGGUGAUGAAAUUCAUAGGGAAAGGAGGUUGGGCGGCUCCUCGUCUUAAGGAUGCUGCUUUGUCGGAUGACAAGCUGCGUGAAGCUUACUUUGAGAUUGUUACGAUAAUGAGGACACUUUACCAAAAGUGCAAGCUGGUCCAUGGCGAUUUGAGUGAAUAUAACAUUCUUUAUUUUGAGGGCCACUUACAUAUCAUUGAUGUUUCGCAAUCAGUUGACCUCGAUCACCCUUUGGCGUUGGACUUCUUAAAGGAAGAUUGUUUGCAUGUUUCUGACUUCUUUAAGAAACGAGGUGUUGGUGUCAUGACAGUAACAGAUCUAAUUAAUUUUGUGAUUGAUCGAAACAUUGUGGAUGACGAUGUGGACGAUUACCUAGAACAGGUUCAGCAAAAGAUGUUGGAGAAUGGAGAUAUACUCGCAAAUGAUGAUGAAAUAUCUCCAACAGUCAUGGUGCAGGUAAGAUUAACGUUGGAUUAUAUGAAGCAGUGUGAGGCUGAUGUAGCCAACAUGUCAAUGUUGCAAGGCCCAUCCUUCUUGGGUUAUGAGCCACCAGCGGAUAAGCUUUAUAACCAGCCAUUGCUAGGAUUUGUGCGGGCUGAAAGAAACACGCGUAGUGAUGAAAAGCAGCAAGAAGAGUUGCCACAUAACGCAGUGAAUGUGCAAAAUAAGUGGUCGUUGCAAAGUACUCCCAAGAUGGGACCUGAGGAGAGGAAGGCUGCUCGGAAGGAGAUGAAGAAGAAAGUGAAAGAAGAGAAGAGAGAAAAACGGCAGACAAAGAGGCCCAAGGCCGUGAAGAAGAAGAAGAAGAAAAUGGCAAAAGCAAAGUGCACGCGGUAGCAAUCUCUGCGGGCAACAUUCCGCCAAUUUAUUCUGAAUGAAUUCCGUGAGAUAGUGUUUAUAACGAGAAAGGAUGAUGCUUGUCCAGUGAUGACGCAAUC
Triticum urartu is the source of this 1782-nucleotide messenger RNA. RefSeq lists its product as uncharacterized. The record is from RefSeq and is a predicted model, not a curated record. Gene Ontology annotation, biological process: protein phosphorylation. Gene Ontology annotation, molecular function: ATP binding; protein serine/threonine kinase activity. Lineage: Eukaryota; Viridiplantae; Streptophyta; Magnoliopsida; Poales; Poaceae.